Molecule: messenger RNA, 2022 nt
Organism: Effrenium voratum
Lineage: Eukaryota; Dinophyceae; Suessiales; Symbiodiniaceae
Source: the annotation of a GenBank genome assembly
AUGGAGGAGGGCAGGAAGCCCAUGAGCGCGGCGGAGCGGAUGUCUGCCACGGGCUCCGUGGUGUCGCGUGGCGUGGGCGCCAAGGCGGAGGCAGCGGCGCCCAAGGCCAAGGCCAAGGCGGCGAUGGCGUCCAUGGGGUCCAGGCCGUUGCCCUCGGCGCCUUUCCAAGCGGCGCCCGCCAGCGUGCUGAACAUCGUCAGCGGCAAGCCCGUGGCUGCCGGCGCCUUUGCCUCCGCCACCUCGGCCUACACCAGCAGCAUGGGGCCCGCCAGGACCUACGCCAAGAGCGCGGGCGGCGCGCUCUCCGGUGACAUGCCCAAAGCGGGGCCUCCCGCUGUGGCGGUGGGCCGCGCCCUCGCCGAGGGCCGGGGAGGCGUGUACAUGGUGAACGGCAAGCCGACCACCCGGAUCAGCAAGAAGUACCAGCUGGUCUUCGUGACGGGGGAGGUGGCGCCCUUCAGCAAGACCGGGGGCUUGGGGGAGGCCAUGGAUGGCCUGCCGAUCGCGCUGGCGGCGUUGGGGCACCGCUGCAUGGUGAUCUCCCCCCGCUACGACCAGUACGCUGAGGCCUGGGACACCGGAUACUGGAGCCAUGUGACCAUGGGCGGCAAGCAGGAGCCCGUGCACUUCUUCCACUCCUUCAAGCAGAAGGUGGACUACGUCUUCGUGGACCACCCCACCUUCCUGGAGCGCGUGAACGGGCUCACCGGCGCCAAGCUCUACGGCCCCGAGUGGGGCAAGGACUUCGCCGACAACCAGGCCCGCUUCGCCUACUUCUGCAAGGCUGCGUUGAAGGCCAUCCAGGAGCUGCCUCUGGGGGGCGCCUGCUAUGGUGGGGACUGCAUGGUGGUCUGCAACGAUUGGCACAGCGCCCUGGUGCCCAUGUUCAUCCACGCGGAGAAGUCCACCACUGGCAAGUGGCAGAACACCAAGUCCGCCUUCCUGUGCCACAACGCUGUCUUCCAGGGCCGUUUCGUCCGGGAGGAGGGCCUCGCGGAGAUCUUCGGGGUGCCUCAGCGUUACAUCGACAGCAUCACCUUCAAGAUGCCGCUGCGCAUCGGCAAGUACAACGAGAAGGUGUCUUGCGUCAACACCAUGGCAGCGGGACUGAAGUACUCGGACCGUGCGCUCACUGUGUCUCCCUCCUACGCGGUGGAGUGCUGCCGGGACCCUGAGAAGGGCGUGGAGCUGGAGAAGCUCUUCGAGCUGGGCAAGUGCACAGGAAUCCUGAACGGCGUCAAGGAGGGCGUGUCGCCUGCGGACAAGAACUUCGUGACGAAGACGAUGAUGACCUGCGGCCCCUUCAACGCCGUGAACUGCGACGUCGCCAAGACGGAGCUGAAGGCCACCUACCGCGCGCAGAACAACCUCACGGCAACCACGGGGCCGCUCAUGUGCUUCAUCGGACGCCUGGACGCGCAGAAGGGCUACGACCUGUUGCUGGAGUCGUUGGUGGAGAUUCUCGAGGACAGCCAGAUGCAGAUCGUGAUUGUGGGUGCCGGCCGCGCCGACCUGGUGGCGCAGACCAAGGCUGUGGAGAAGAAGUACCCCAACAAGUUCUUCUACGCCGGCUGGAUGGGCCCCGAGAGAUACGCCCUCUUGGCGGCCUGCGACUUCACCCUGCUGCCCAGCAGGUGGGAGCCCUGCGGCCUGGUGCAGAUGGAGGCCAUGCGCUUGGGCACGCUGCCCAUUGUGGCGCCCACCGGCGGCUUGAAGGAUACCGUGGAGGACGGUGUCAACGGCAUCUGGACGGACAGUGAGAUGUCUGUUGAGGCCGUCAUCGAUGAGGAGUCGGUGGCCUCCAUCAGCAAGGCCCUGAAGCGCGCGGAGAAGCUCUUCGUGGGGGAGCCCGCCAAGGUGGUGCAGAUGAAGAGGGCGGCCAUGGCCGCCGCCGCGGAGUUCACCUGGAGCAACGCGGCCCUGCAGUACGAGGCCGUCUUCGAGGAGCUGGGCGUGAAGAACACCCUCCCUCAAGGCGCCACUGCGGAGGUGACACUUGAGACGGACAAGCAGGUGUGCUAG